UUAGGAGAAGAAAGGGUUUCUAAAUUUGUGCCUGGGAUUCAUUCAUCAACUCAAUUAUUAUACAAAAGACAGUUUGCUCACAAAUUCUUGGGACUGCAAACCCUGAUCUGCUGGUGCAGGGGUGCACAAGAGACAGCCAGGGUCCCACCCUUGUAGCAUCAUAAGUCAUCCCGCAUCCUUCUCAGCGACUGAGGAUCUCAAAUGUUGGCGGGGGAGGUGGACCCCGAGACGCUGCUGGAGUGGCUGCAGAUGGGCACGGGCGAGGAGCGAGACAUGCAACUCAUUGCCCUGGAGCAGCUCUGCAUGCUGCUGCUCAUGGCUGAUAACGUCGACAGAUGCUUCGAGACAUGCCCACCUCGGACGUUCCUGCCUGCAUUGUGCCGCAUCUUCACUGACGAGAGCGCCCCCGACAACGUGCUGGAGGUGACCGCGCGCUCCAUCACCUACUACCUGGACGUCUCCUCCGAGUGCACGCGGCGCAUCACUGCUGAAGAGGGCGCGCUUAAAGCCAUCUGCUCCAGGCUCGUCGUCGCUGAUGUCUCCAGCUGCCGCACCAGCAAAGAUCUUGCCGAGCAGUGCAUUAAGGUGCUGGAGUUGAUAUGCACGCGGGAGGCGGGCGCUGUGUUCGAGGCUGGAGGUCUGACGUGUGUGUUAUCACUGAUACGAGACAACGGCAGCAAGGUGCACAAAGACACCCUCCACUCUGCCAUGUCUGUCGUGUCGCGACUCUGUGCCAAAAUGGAGCCAGCUGACCCCAACUUGUGUAGCUGCGUCGUAAGCCUGUCUACCCUCCUUGCUCAUGACGACCCCACGGUCUCUGAGUGCGCUCUUCGCUGCUUCGCCUCCCUCGCCGACCGCUUCACGCGCCGUGGUCAGGACCCUGUGCCUCUUGCAACAAACAACCUCCUGCAGCACCUCCUCAGGAAGCUGGCUGCUGCCGGGGCUCCGUCUAAAGACGCCAGCACAGAGGAGGUGUCCACAAGUCAAGACCCUGACGCCUCGACAUCCGCUGGUGCUGCAGGAGGUGGCGGCGGUGGCGGCGGUGGUGGGUCUUCAGCCAGCAAAGUGGCAGCGGCGUCCAUUGCCACGGUCAUCUCGCUGCUGUCUACCCUCUGCAGAGGCUCGUCUAUCAUAACUCAGCGCGUUGUGCGAGGCGAGCUUUUGAACGCCAUAGAGCGCGCGCUGACCGGCGAGGAGCGCGUCGUGCUGGACACCAUGCGUCUGACUGACCUGCUGUUGGUGCUGCUCUGUGAGGGACGAUCUGCCCUCACCAGACCUGCCACUGCCCCUACGCCAGGCAGCAGCGGCGGUGCGAGCAGUGGCAUGGCAGCGUCGAUCAGCAGCAGCAGCAGCAGGGCGGCACGACGUCUGGACAGCGCGGGAGAGAAGACUCAUCGUCAGCUCAUCGACUGUAUCAGGAGUAAAGACACCGAUGCCCUCAUAGACGCUAUCAGCAGUGGCGGUUUCGAAGUAAAUUUUAUGGACGACGUUGGCCAAACUCUGCUAAAUUGGGCCUCAGCAUUCGGGACCCAGGAAAUGGUCUCGUUCCUGUGUGAACGCGGCGCUGACGUCAAUAAAGGUCAACGUUCCUCCUCUCUCCAUUAUGCUGCUUGCUUCGGCCGCCCUGCCAUCGCUAAGGUACUCCUCCGGCACGGCGCCAACCCCGACCUCCGGGACGAGGACGGCAAGACUGCCCUUGACAAAGCUCGCGAGCGAAACGAUGAGGGACACCGGGAAGUUGCCACCAUCCUCCAAAGUCCCAGUGAUUUUCUCCUCAUGCUUCCUCCUGGAUCGUCCAUUGAUGCCGGUGCUUCUAUCAACCCAGCAGCUACAGCCUCUUCCAGCGGCGAAGUUGUUGCUUCCACUACCGCUGCCGCUGCUGUGGUCUCCUCGGGCGACUCGGCUUCGUCCACCGCGAACUCGAGUUCUGUCCAACACCCAACUGUUGUAGCUACCUCUUCUUUACCGUCAAUUUGUGCAACAUCCAGUGACUCCAAUGCAUCGGACGUUGCGCUCGCUUUAAGUAUAUCUGAGGGUAUCAGUAUGGACGCUGAUUCAUUGGCAUCAAACCCUGCACCCACAAGUUCCUCGUCUAGACCCGCCCCAUCUCGGUCGGCUCCAGGCUCCAUUGACGAUCCCUCAUCCAGCAUCACGCCCAUAACAUUCCCCUCUUCAUCCUCCAUCUCGUCCACCAUCGACACCGCUACCGCGUCACCCCGAACCACCAUCACCGCCGAUGCCUCAGGCUUGAAAGGCGAUGCAGAAAUGGCUCCUAUAUACCUACGGCGUCUGCUACCCAUGUUCUGCCACACAUAUCAGAGCAGCAUGGUUCACUCUGUCAGGAGAGCAGCAUUGUCGCUGCUCAGGAAAAUACUUCAUUAUAUCCCAGCGCCAUUACUUACUCAAUUGUGUGAGAAGGGAUCGCUGGCCCCGACACUAGUUGAGGUUAUGAGUAGCGUGCUGAGCAGCGAAGAAGAUGAAUCAGCACAGCUCAUCGGCCUACAGAUGCUACAGGACGGCCUCAGUAAAGCUGGUCCGGGGCUCCUGGAUCACUGCGCCAGACUGGGCUUGGUUUCCAAGGUUGCCCAGCUAGCUGGGCCUGUUAUGACGGGACACGAAGAAGAUGACUUGGAUAAGGGUUCGGAAGCUGGAGGUUCUUGUGAAGGCCAGAGCAGCAACCAAGAGGCGAAGGAAAUCUUGUGUGGCAACGCGUACCACUGGCGCGACUGGUGCAUAGCGCGAGGUCGUGACUGCCUCUACAUCUGGAGCGAUGCUGCUGCCCUCGAGCUCAGCAACGGCAGCAAUGGGUGGUUCAGAUUCAUCCUCGAUGGUAAACUGUCUACCAUGUAUUCUUCUGGGAGCCCAGAAGGCGGAUCUGAGAGUACAGAGAAUCGAAGCGAGUUUGUGGAGAAAUUGUCCAGAGCAAAAUGUGGGGUGGGGCCUGGCACGGCCAGUCAGCCCAUCCUGUCGUCGCCCUCUGACCACACCAUAACAGUGGGCAACUGGGCGCUGCAAUGCAAAAAGGAGGGUGAGCUGCACAUCCAGAACUCAGACGGGCAGCAACAAGCAACCAUCCUGCGAGAAGAUUUACCAGGGUUUAUAUUUGAAAGUAACCGCAACACCAAACAUUCCUUCACCGCUGAGACGUCACUGGGCCCCGAGUUCCACACUGGCUGGACUGAACGACGUAGAAAGAGGUACCGCAACAAGUUGGCUGCUGUGAAACAAAAGCUGCGCAGUGAGGCGGAAAUUGUGUAUGAGAAAUAUCUUAAGGCUGCACAGACCUCUCCUCGCGGGGUCGUUGCUAAACUUAACAACAUUGUUAGCGUCAUCAAUAAAGCGUGUCAGAAACAGGCAAGUUCGAAGCGCGGCAGCAGCAGUGGCACCGAAUGGCAGGAGCUGCUGACUACGGCCUUGCGUGAGCUGGCAGAGCUCCUGACCGCCACAACUAACACAGUGUCAGCGUAUGAGCUGGAGUCGUCAGGCAUUGUGCCUGCACUGCUGCUGCUGCUUGCACCAUAUCAGGAAGUUAUGCCCCAACACACCGUCUAUGAUUUCUCUCAGACUGGCGCCUUGCCGGCGUCUACUCCGACAUCGGACAACAAUCGUGACAACAGCAUCAAGGAAAACAAAGUCGUCUCCACAGCUCUAUCUGCCCGCAGAGCCAACAAACUUCUCAAGCAGCGAAGGAACAUUUUCCAGAAAUGCUUUGCCGAUCACGUGCAGGAAAGCACUUUACAAAACUUGGUGAAUGACACUUCUCCGGAUUCGUUGAACAAUACCAUCAAUUCGAUCACUUCACUCCCAAGUGCUAAUUCCGCAAACUCAGUUGAGGAUGACGAAGUUGCAUCCUCUAUCGCCAAAUCUAAUUCUGCCAACGUAGAAGUAGGACUUUCAUUGAAUGAAGCCAACUUAGGCUCGAAAUCAAACUCCGCUAGUGAGACUUCAGGAACGGUCCGCAAUAAUGGUACCAAAGUUAGCCCUGGUACCCAGCUUGUACGGCACCUUAUUUCUGUGUUGGAAAGCUGCGAGAAGCUUCCCAUGUUCACCUAUGACAGUCCUGGAAUAAAUAAUGGCCUUAUAGCUCUCACCAGGAAACUCAGAUUCAGAUUAGAAAGAGCGCCAGGUGAACAUGGCCUCAUCGAUCGCACAGGACGCACCCUCAAGAUGGAACCGUUGGCCACAGUUGAGCAACUGGAGCGUUACCUACUUAAAAUGGUGGCCAAACAGUGGUACGACCUCGACCGAACAAGUUUCACUUACAUCAAGAAAAUUAAGGAGACGCCGCGACUCAACUUUAAUUAUGUCUCUGAUUUUGAUGAAAAUGGCCUCUUCUAUUGGAUCGGCUCCAAUGCCAAGACCUCGUAUGAGUGGGUGAACCCUGCUUCGGUCGGUCUGGUGAUGGUGACAUCAAGCGACGGCCGCAACCUGCCUUACGGACGCCUCGAGGACAUUCUCAGCCGCGACGCUUCUGCUCUCAAUUGUCAUACAAACGACGACAAGAGGGCAUGGUUUUCUAUAGACCUGGGGCUCUGGUUCCUGCCUUCUGCCUACACCCUCCGACAUGCUCGGGGCUACGGCAGGUCUGCCGUUAGGAACUGGAUGUUCCAGGCUAGCAAGGAUGGCACUCUAUGGGUAACUCUCAGUCAUCACGUGGAUGACACAAGCCUCAAUGAGCCCGGCAGCACCCACACAUGGAGUGUCAAGUGUCCAGCUGAUGAGAAGAUGGGAUACCGUCACAUCAGAGUGCAGCAAAGCGGCAAGAAUUCGUCCGGCCAGACGCACUACCUCUCGUUGUCUGGUCUGGAAGUCUAUGGCUGUGUCACGGGAGCCUGUGUCGAGCUUGGCAAACAAGCUAAGGAGGCUGAGGCUGCUCUACGCAAACAGAGGCGUCUCGUAAAGCAACAGAUGCUGAAAAAAAUGGUGGUCGGGGCCCGAGUUGUCCGAGGCAUCGACUGGAAGUGGCGAGAUCAGGACGGGUCUCCUCCUGGUGAAGGCACAAUCACAGGGGAGCUGCACAACGGCUGGAUCGACGUCACGUGGGACCACGGCGCCUCUAACAGCUACCGCAUGGGAUCUGAAGGUGGCAAGUACGAUCUUAAGCUUGCCCCAGGCUAUGAAACCACAUUGGCGUCACUACAGCAGUCAUCUGCUGCUGCCACUACCGCCAGUGCAGUCGUCUCAGCUGUGAUGGCAAGCAUCAGUGAUGCAGCCAUUGUGGGCGCUAACUCGAGCAGCAACAGCGUGUUAACGAGUCGUAAGUGUUCCUCGACACCGUCGUUACCUCAAGCAACUGCUGAUAAAACUUCAGAUUCAAGUGUCGCCGAGCAGGCUGUCUCUGAUGACAAUCUGUCCGUUAAGCAAGCCGCUGAAGCCAUAGCGGAGAGCGUCGUUAACGUAGCCAGCGCCGAGGCUCUUCUUGGGGCGAGCGGUGAUACCGCAAACCGAGUUUCUCUUGACGACAAGCUUGCAUCGCUUGUGUCUUCACUCGCCUUCGGAGAUGCUGCACUUGAUGCCGUCGCUGGCCUAAGCGAGGCUUUACAAGGAUCUUCUUUCUCUCAGGUCUCGAGCCGUCUUUCGGCGGCAGCACCCCAGCAGCAGCUGCCAUCCAGUCGUGUGCACUCCCAAUCUCUGUCUCGCCUUCAGUCGCAAUCUUCCACCACCUCUACGACCUCUGCUCACUCUCUGCCUCCAUCUUCGCUCUCAGACAACUUGGAGGUGAUGGAACUGUCGUCGCUUCUGUCCCCUGUCCCUCCAGCGCUUCCACAACGGUCUUUGCCAUCACUUAAUGAGCCUCAGGGCUCUCUUGACUUGUCCUCCGUAUCCCACUUGAUGGCGCAGUCCAACCAGAGUCUUGCUGACGCCGCCUCUCAAGUUCUUGGAAACGAACCUUCAUCGAAAAGUGGAUCCUCUCAGGCUAAGACAAGCUCGCAGUCCGGCACCAAUAACAGCAAAGGUCCGAUGAGUGUGAGCGAACCUAAUCUUCCUACAAGCGUGGCUUCCCUCACUCAUCACCUUUUGGAGAGUUUCGCGGCCGCUGCAUCUAGGCGAGCCAACAACCAAAACAACCCACCCUUAUCAUCCGCAUCUGCCGCCAACAUCGCCAAUAUUUCUAGUCUCGCACCCAACAUUGGCACUAUGCCUGCUAGCCUCUCGUCAAACCUGUCCAACAUUGCAGGCAUUGGCGGCAGCAGCUCCAUGGCUUCUUCCUCCUCUCUCUUUGCUGGACCGUCCAACAAUCAAUUGAGCAGCAGCGGAGUGUCGUCAGCCGCAUCUUCAGGCGCUGCUUCUGGCGUAGGAGGACUGUUUGGCUCCAACACGCACCACUCGGUGUCCAGCCUUGUGCGUUUGGCGCUCUCCUCUCACUUGCCUGGCUCAUCAAGUGGGAACUCGUCCACGACAGCACCUCCCGCCUCUCUGUCGUCUAUUUCCUCUGGCCUAGCGAGUCUUAGUGGAGGCUUGGGUAGCCUAAGUAGCCUCAGUGCUGGUCUAAAUACUGGCCUCAGCAGCUUAGGAGGCCUUGGAGGUCUUGGUGGUGUGGGCAGUGGCCUUAGUGGAGGACUUGGUGGCCUUACUGCUGGGCUCUCUACGGCACUCACGUCGCCGAGCUCUCUAGUCUCUGCUUGCAACAGCAGCAAUCAGCAGCAAACUGCGUCGGCCUAUCACUAUUCUUCUGCAACCACGACGGCAGGAGGAGCUGGUAGUUCUGUCAGUUCAGCAGCCAUGGCUGGCAACCAUGCGUCCUUGUCUCACGGCUUGACUAUGAGUCUUACUUCUACCUCCAGCGAGAGCGAGCAGGUCAGCCUUGAGGACUUCCUUGAAUCGUGUCGGGCCAGCACGCUCCUAGCAGAACUAACUGACGAUGAGAUGCCGGAGCAUGACGAUGAUGACAACGAUGAAGACGAUAAUGAAGACGACGAUGAUGAAGAUGAUUAUGUCGACGAUGACGACGAUUGUUAUGAGGUGCGCGGUGGUGUGAGCCUUGCCAGCGGUGGCGGUGCUAACGUCGGGGGCAGCCGCGGUGUUGGCAUGUCAGGCCGCCGACGAGGCUGGGACGAUGAUCACGUCAUCAAGAGAACCUUCUCGUGCCUCAUUCCUGCUUUCGAUCCCAGGCCUGGUCGUGUGAAUGUUCACCAAACUCAAGAUUUAGAAAUACCGCCUCCUGGCACCACUCCAACCGUUGACCCGUCAAGCACUUCCGAGCCCCUGUCUGGUCCGCGACUGAGUUUGGUUUUGCGUGGCCCAAAUUUGCCUGGCAUCCCCGACGUUUCCAUUCCUCUGAACAAUGUGCCAGCUGCUGCGGCCGUCGGUCAACCCAUUGGCAGUUGCAUCAUCAGCGAACCUCAGACUUCACACUUUUCUCUGCGUCAACAUUCCACUUCCUCUAGCAACCCUCUCGCGUCGUUCCAACAUCUCGCUGCAAAGAAGGGCAAGGGGAGAGUCAAAUCUUCCUCUCAAUCUCCUGAGAUAGGAACCGGAAUACAUCCUGGCUUUGUCAACCUGAUGGACCCCGACAUUCCUUUCCUUGUAUCGUCCGGCAUGACUCGCAUGGCCUCAGACGAUGAUACAAUCACCGGCAUAAGCUCGAACAAGUCAUCAGCAAACACAACUCCUACAAAUAUUGCUCAUGAUUUUACCGACGCUUCGUUUAAAGAUGUCUCGUCCUACGCCUUUGAAAUGCCGGCAUCCGCAAUGCCUGUUACAUCUGCCUCUGGCGCCGCCACGACGCCUCUCUCGUCACGGCCUUUUUCUGCCAUCGCGGACGGUAGCUCAUGUCCUCCGCGAGGUGGAGUUGCAUAUACCGACCCUGUACCUCUGUUGGAACCUUCGCAGUGUCUCGCCAGCGCCCCUGACACCACGAUAUUUGCAGCUGUACAGAACCUAAUGAACUGUGUACCCUUCCAAUCACGGCAAGAGAAACUACGCAGGAUUUGGGAGCCGACAUACGUUUUAGUGUACAGCGAAGGCGCAGAAAAUACUUACGAUCCUCUGGCUUCAACUACUUCCUCAACUCGACGUCCAUGCCGUACUUCUAUUCUAUCCCCUGCUCCCGGCUCUUGCUACUCAAUGGCUGACGCCAAACCUUCCGCACAAUAUGCGGGCACUUUGGAAACUACGGUGGAACAAGUCCUGCAGCUUCUGCGUCACUUGUACGUCAUGUCCAAUGAACACGAAAUCGACGAGCGUGCUGUGGAGAAACCCAAGUUGAUCGUGCGGAGAGAGGAGUUUGAAUCUAAGAAGAUAGCAAAUAAAUUGAGUCAGCAAAUCAACGAGUCACUGUCGUUGGCCUGUAGUGCUCUGCCGUCGUGGUGCGAAGACCUGAACUAUGGCACGCCAAUGCUCUUUGAUUUUGAUACUCGCAUGCAGUACCUCACCACUACCGCCUUUGGUCCUGUGCGCUCUCUGGUGUGGCUGCAAGCCAAACGGGAAGGCGGCUCAGCAACUGAACGACGCACGGGAGUGGUCGCUAGUGGUGGCAGCAGCGCGUCUGUGUCGCAUCGUCGCGACGACCCUCACGACUACCGCGUGGGGCGUCUCAAGCAUGAACGCGUCACCGUCCCCAGAGGACCUGAUCUACUCAAGUGGGCCAUGCAAGUUAUGGCAGUGCACUGCCGCCGCAAGAGCAUCCUGGAAGUGGAGUUCAAGGAUGAAGAAGGUACUGGCCUCGGUCCAACGCUGGAGUUCUACGCGUUAGUAGCUGGCGAACUGCAGAGGUGCGAUCUUGCCAUGUGGUUGUGUGAUGACCCACCAUUGACUCCCACGCCUCACCACGUACAUCCUCAACAGCAUCACGCGCAGGCCAUUCACGACCAUGCGCAUGCAGUGCUCCACGCUCAUGCGCUCGUCCGGGAUGAGGAUGACUGCCCGCUUGAGGAAGACGUGGGCCCCAGCACCAUGGAAAUGGCAGUGCAAUUCUCACCCUCCGAUGACUUGACUCAAUUGCACGAGGACACGCCCCACUUGGAGACGUUGAGCAGCGAACAGGGCGAGAGUAAACCUCCUGGAUAUUACGUGCGUCGUAAAGGUGGUCUUUUCCCUGCUCCUCUACCUCAGGACAGUGUACAGUGUGACCGCGCAGUUACGCUCUUUCACUUCCUUGGAGUGUUCCUUGCUAAAGCUCUUCAAGACAACAUGCUCGUGGACAUUCCUCUUUCAAGGCCCUUCUUAAAAUUCAUGUGCCAAGGCGAGUUUGGCUACGUCAAGGACCGGUCUGUUUUACAGGAGUUAAAACUGAAACAUGAUUCCAACAGCUCGAGUCUAAGCGCCAGCAUGGAUUCUAUCUCGUCGUCGGUGACAUCUUCUAUGGCCUCAUCGAUGAUCAGUGACGACGGAGUUGAAUUUAGUGGGCGUGGCGAUCUCAGUGACCGAAGCGUUAGAGAUCGCAUGCAGCAAGAUACCGAUCCUUGGUUUAGCGGGAUCCUGUCGUUGGACGACAUUACCGAGGUGUACGGCGAGUAUGGGCAAUUCCUGCAGCAACUUGGCACGUUGGCUGCUACUAAGCACGCCAUUCUCGCCGAUCCUCGUCUCACGCCUCAACAGCGCACUCACCAGCUCGCCAAUCUAACUCUACCUCCUCCUCCCAAAAGUCAUCCUUUGGAUCCUCCUCCUCCUGCAGCCCGACUUGAAGAUCUGUGUCUCAGCUUAGAAUAUCUGUCUCCUUCGAAACACCUCGGUUACUCCUCGGUGGAUCUUGUGCCAGGCGGUAGUAUGAUUGACCUCACGAUCGAUACGCUUGACGACUACCUAUCCCUUACCCUCAAAUGGAUUCUUCGUUCAGGCAUCAAGAGACAAAUGGAGGCAUUCAGCGAUGGCUUCUGCAAGGUGUUCCCUAUGAGCAAGCUGGGAGCAUUCAGCCCCGAAGAGCUUCGAUUGUUGCUGUGCGGAGAACAGUCACCCCAAUGGACCAGAGAACACAUCCUCCAGCACACAGACCCAAAACUCGGAUAUACGCGCGAAUCCCCUGCAUUCCUGCGGCUCGUAAACGUCCUUGUGGGCCUGACAGGAGAGCAGCGUAAAGCUUUCUUGCAGUUCACCACGGGCAGCUCGACCCUUCCUCCUGGCGGUCUUGCCAACCUAUACCCUCGCCUCACCGUCGUCAGGAAGGUUGACGCGGGUGACGGUUCAUACCCGAGUGUGAACACUUGUGUGCAUUACCUCAAGUUGCCAGACUACUCAUCUGAAGAUAUUAUGCGAGAACGUCUCCUCGCAGCCACCAAAGAGAAGGGCUUCCAUCUAAACUAAGAUAUCAUCAUCAUCAGAACAGUGAUCUCUGUCUUAAAUGGUUUAUUAGUGUCAUUUCAAGCAUCGUAAAAUCACGUAUUGUUUUGUUCAGUUUUGUUCACCGCCUUUGGUAAGGUCACUUGCAUAAUUCUGCACUUGAUUUCAUUGAAUUCGAUUGGGAUAUAGUACAAACAAAUAAUACUCCCUAUCCAAUCAGGCCGCGAAAAUAUUAAUUUUACUCUCGUUCAAUUGCAUAACUAAUAAUGAUCGCAUUUCAUUGAGCUUUGAGCUCACCGCUCUCCUUCAUUUGAUAUUGGGCAGUUUUUGUGCAUGAACUUCUUGCACUCGCUCUCACAUUAUACGAAGCUUAUGUUAGGGUAAAAUACUCGUUCUCCAAUUGUGAAUGUUGAGAUUUUAUGCUCAUCGAUAAUUACAACUUCUUUCUUAGUCUGGCAUUAAUUAGGCAUUGUCCUUCUAUUAUUUGAUACGCCUUCAAGGUUGACUAGCGGACCAAAAUGCAUUACUAACUUCGUAUAAUAAUACUAAUUGCGAAAUUACAUAUAAUCACCUCGUUUCCAACUAGGAAAAAAGUCAACGAUGGAAAAACCUUGAAAUUAUUAUCGGUGUUAAUGCAAUGAUUCAACUAACUGAUAACACUAACUAACUUUGGCAAAAAUAUUUGCUAUUGACGUUGACUGCAGUUGCUGUUCAUAUUGAUGAAUGAGACAAAAAAAAAGAGAAGCAAUUUAAUUUCUAAUCUAACUUCUAAACUUUUAAUUGAAAAUAGUUAAUAGUCUGCUAUUUAAAGCUGUCAGCUUAUCUGAUGCUUCGACUAUUUUCUUAGUCCUUAUCAAUGAUUUGUUUGGAUAAUGAUGCUGGACAUGGGCGUGGAAAUUAGGUCUAUGAUACGAAGUCGUAUUAUCAUUUUGAAGACGUCAUUCACUAUCUAGAAUUUUCCCAAAAUUAAGUUGGUAUUGUGUCAAGAAAUCAGCAGAUUUCAUAAAAACUCGUGAACCUCGUGAUAAUUACUAUGAAUAACUUAGAAUCUGUAUUUCUGUGCUAUAAUUCAUUCCUUUCACUGUACCAGAUCUUUGAGUUCGCCUAUCGUUUUUUUUUAAUUUAAAAAUCCAAUUUGUUUGAUUUUUGUUACAUCUCACGUUAUGAGCAGUAGCUGCGGGAGAUAUGCUGGGGCUCUGUAGUAGGUAGUGAGCCGCCUUCAGCGCUUUAUAGUAUUUGAAAGUAGUUGUAUCCCACAUAAUACCAUGCAUAUAACAGUAAUAGCUGGAGAGCACAACGUGUCAAUGAACAACCUCUAUUAUACUCUAGAUUGUGUGAUGAAAACUUCUUAACUGGCGCAGCUGCUACUCAUAGAUGUAAAUAGUCGUGAUAAAUUUCCCUCCUUGGGGGCUGUGGUGUCUGUUUUCUAAAUAGAUAGCAAGAGGUUCUUUGUUCUUGUUUGCUGUGGCGUAUGGUAGUUGAUAAGUUGCGGCUCCGCUGCUCGAUGAAUUCUUUUGCAUAUUUCGCUGUUGGUACAUAUGAUGCAAAUUUUGUGUACGUGUAGUAUCCAUGCGUAUAUAACUUAUCGAAAGUAUAUUCUAUAGCUCAAAUAGUUGUCCUACGUGACGUAGCCAGCUCUAUAUACUGCCCUAUUCAUCGUUAUGGUAAAUCCGCACGGGCUUUGGCUCCGCGGGAUUAUGCCUCCUGAAAAUUCAAUUUUCUUCUGCUACUGUCGUUCUUUCAAUAUUGAUAUGAAAUAUCCUAUCCAGGGUGAGUUUUCCUUCAUAUCAGCGAUGUAAACAACAAAUUUAAUUGUGGAUCUAUUAAAACUC
Molecule: messenger RNA, 12050 nt
Organism: Hyalella azteca
Lineage: Eukaryota; Metazoa; Arthropoda; Malacostraca; Amphipoda; Hyalellidae
Gene: Ufd4
Product: E3 ubiquitin-protein ligase Ufd4
Biological process (GO): proteasome-mediated ubiquitin-dependent protein catabolic process; anatomical structure development; protein K63-linked ubiquitination
Cellular component (GO): nuclear speck
Molecular function (GO): protein binding; metal ion binding; ubiquitin protein ligase activity
Source: RefSeq, a predicted model, not a curated record